This is a messenger RNA of Misgurnus anguillicaudatus (oriental weatherfish), 2934 nucleotides long. It is a transcript of the gene olfm1b, whose product is annotated as olfactomedin 1b. Gene Ontology annotation, biological process: signal transduction. The record is from RefSeq and is a predicted model, not a curated record. NCBI's taxonomy places the organism in Eukaryota, Metazoa, Chordata, Actinopteri, Cypriniformes, Cobitidae.
UAACAGGGCGCAUUAUGGCAGGGUGCUUGUUAAAUUAACAUCACUUGGGAUCAGCGAGAUCAUUUUUCACUCCCGUUGACCCGGAGUGGGGCGUGACAUUGAGAUGUUCAGUUUACGACCCUCCUGGACUCGUGACCAUGACAAACGGCGGGCUAUUAAUGCGAUCGGUCGCCAAGCGCAAAUCCCAGGUGGCGCGCAAAGGGCGUCUCGUGAGCGGAGAGGCGCGCAACAUCACGCGCACACCUAUAUAGGAGAGCGUGGCACCGCCUCUUCUCUCAUCCACGGAGAAGCAGUCGGCGCGCUCAGUCCCGAGUAAAUCAGUUGCGUGGGGAAAGCGGACCAAAUAGGGCGUGAACGCACACCAAAGAGCCACGAAUAACGGGAUAGACGCCAGUAAAACGAGUUUGUACUAAACCUUACAGGACUCCAUUCAGCAUCCAACAGCGCCGAGAUGAACACCGUGAUACCGUUCGGACCGGGACCGUUAGAGGAGAUAACAAUGAUAGUUAUGAUGGUGAUGCACGAGGCGCUCACGGGCAGCGAUGCUCGCCGUUCCGGUUCCCCGGUGGCUUUUGUAGAAUAAUGAGAGUUUGGGUCCAAGCGCAAAGAUGUCGGUGCCUUUGCUGAAGAUCGGUGUGGUGCUCAGCACCAUGGCAAUGAUCACCAACUGGAUGUCCCAGACUCUGCCAUCACUGGUGGGGCUGAACACCACCAAACUCACCGCAGCGCAGAGCGGCUAUCCAGACCGGAGUAUAGGAGUUCUACCCGCUAACCCAGAAGAGUCCUGGCAGGUUUACAGUUCGGCACAGGACAGCGAGGGCAGAUGCGUGUGCACGGUGGUCGCACCUCAACAGACCAUGUGCUCGAGAGACGCCCGCACCAAACAGCUCCGACAGCUACUGGAGAAGGUGCAAAACAUGACGCAAUCAAUCCAAGUAUUGGACCAGCGGACCCAGAGGGACCUGCAGUAUGUGGUGAAGAUGGAAGAUCAACUCCGUGGCCUGGAGACCAAAUUCAAACAGGUGGAAGAAAACCACAAACAAAACAUCGCCAAGCAAUACAAGGCCAUAAAAGCAAAAAUGGCGGAGUUGCGGCCGCUAAUUCCCGUUUUGGAGGAGUACAAAGCCGACGCCCGGCUGGUUCAGCAGUUUAAAGAGGAGGUGCAGAACCUGACGUCCAGCCUGAACCUCCUCCAGCAGGAGAUGGGAGCGUACGACUACGAUGACCUCCACUCGCGUGUGGUUAACCUGGAGGAAAGGCUGCGUGCAUGCAUGCAAAAGCUUGCAUGCGGGAAGCUUACCGGCAUUAGUGACGCAAUCACCAUUAAAGCAUCCGGCUCCCGGUUCGGAUCCUGGAUGACAGACCCACUUGCUCCUGAAGGAGACACAAGGGUGUGGUACAUGGACGGUUACCAUAACAACCGCUUUGUCCGGGAAUAUAAAUCGUUGGCAGACUUCAUGACGUCGGAUAAUUUCACCUCUCAUCGGCUGCCUCACCCCUGGUCCGGAACGGGUCAGGUGGUCUACAACGGCUCCAUCUACUUCAACAAAUUCCAGAGUAACACGAUCAUAAAAUUCGACUUCAAGACCUCCACUAUCAGUAGGUCACAGCGUCUGGACAACGCCGGCUUCAGCAACACUUACCACUACGCCUGGGGCGGUCACUCGGACAUCGAUCUCAUGGUGGACGAGGGCGGUCUGUGGGCCGUGUACGCCACCAAUCAGAACGCAGGAAAUAUUGUCAUCAGCAAGCUCCACCCGAUUACCCUGCACGUCAUACAAUCCUGGACGACCAAUCACCCGAGGCGCAGCGCCGGAGAGUCGUUUAUGAUUUGCGGAACGUUGUACGUAACCAACGGCUAUUCCGGGCCGACAAAAGUCUACUACGCGUACCACACCAACUCCUCCACGUACGAGUACAUCGAUAUCGUUCUGCAGAACAAAUACGCCCACAUAUCCAUGCUGGACUACAAUCCGCGAGAUCGCGCGCUGUACGGCUGGAACAAUGGACAUCAGGUCCUCUACAACGUCACGCUUUUCCAUCUCAUCCGCUCGGAGCAGUUAUAACCGUGGAGAUUUGGAAAACUAAUAAUGGUGGAUUGGAUUGACACUUUGGGAUUUAGUUAAAGGAACCUAAAAAGAGACCUCAACUUUUCCAAGACGAUCCUUCGGAAUGUUCUUUCAUAAAAAUGUUAUGCUGAAUAAAAAACAAAAGCUAUAGACAUGCGAAUGACCGAAUCUAAACCAUGAACAGAUGCCAAAAAUAACAACAAAUACAUAAAGCCACGCCUUUCUUUUUUACAUACAGUAAGAACGUCUCUCUUUGUAGAAGAUUGUUUCCAGUAGCACCAAAAAGAUGUUCGUCCAUGCUUUCUUUGCAUAACAGUGAAGGAUGGGAACAAUGGAGUUAUUGACUAAUAGUCAAAAUGGAAAAUUCAAUCCGUUCCUCAUUAACCAAGUAUGUGCAGGAAUAUCGUUGGUGCUUCUUUCGUCGAACUAACACGGACAGUUAGCAGUCUGUCCGAUAUCACAGUCAAACUUAUGUGUGCUUUGCAGAGCUAACAUCUUUAGAUAUUGAAAAUUAAAUAAAAAGUGAUUGCCUGAAGGCGCUGACUGUUGAAAGCUCUGUUGUUGUUGUUGUUGUUGUUCAAAGGACUUUCCUAAGAUUUUACUUGAACUUCUCUGUGAUUAAGGUCUCUAGACACGGCCACAUGGUCACACCAUAUCAUAAUAUUUUAUGAUGACCUACUGUAUGUAGCAACUAAGAUCAGACCAAAGUGUGCUAUUGAAGUCAAUAUGAAAUCAUGAAAGCCAAAGCCAUUUUUUACGGAGCCCCUAAGUGGACGUGGAGAAAAAAUUAAAUAAAGUUCAGUUUCGCGUGCGCACGUGAAACUAUCGCAUUUAGUUUUGCGUGCGCACAUGAAACUUCCGCUUU